Molecule: messenger RNA, 2157 nt
Organism: Acaulospora colombiana
Lineage: Eukaryota; Fungi; Glomeromycota; Glomeromycetes; Diversisporales; Acaulosporaceae
Source: the annotation of a GenBank genome assembly
AUGGAGCCUGAUAGCAAACUUCACGAAUCCAUCAAAUCUCCCGAAGAAAUCGUGCCAGCCUCAUACCAAUGCUAUCUCAAUGAUCUAAUCACCAUCCCUCCCGCUAGAAUCCCUCCAUCCAGCAUCUUCUAUCCAACCGUGACAUUCUUUUCCUUCAUUCGAAACAUGUUUGUCCACCUGUUAUUCACGUUAUCAACCGACCUUACAAUGCCAAUUAGCCGUCCACUCAAUUUCUUAGCCGUCGUUGUACUCUACCCUCUCUGCAUUUUAAUUCUUUUGCCAUUUGACAUCUUUUUGAGGGUUUUUAACUUUCUAUGGUUGGGCAAGAACAUCAAGCUUUACGAUGAAAAUAUAUGGCAGAAAAUCCCAAGAUCAGAUUUGAGUCUGAAGAAAAUCAGAGAGAAUGGCAUAGAGUUAUUAGGACAACCUCCUCCUGAUCAAGAUUCCAUAUUAACACAGUCACCGACAUUUAAUCUUGAUAUGGCCGAAACAAUUUUGUUCCUAUGCACGAUCAUAUACCAGAGAGAUGUCAACACAGUUUAUGAUGCAUAUAAAAUCCUCCAGGAAAGAGAUUUUGAUUUUGAUAAAGUUACGUUUGAAGACUGGAAAGAAGUGAAUCGUUUACUCAACUAUUCCGUUCAAGAAAUUCGUAGAUAUGCACAUGAGUGGGAACUAGAGUUCCAACCCCUCUCGGAACUUGGUUCCCUCGCGACAAAUUUUACCGAAUGGUUAACAGAUUUCUUGUUUAGCCGCAUUGAUGCGCGCUCCUUUGUUUUUGGAGAAAUCCAUGGUGGAUUUUAUAAUUGCCUGUUCCCCGAGGACAAUUACACUACGUCAAGAGUGUUCGGGUCCUAUCCUUCUCGUAGGAUAGUUGAAGCUGUACGCGAAAAAGCUAGAGAAAUUGCCAUGGCUGAUCGCGAGGACGAUGGAGAUGAUAAUGAUGCAGAGGAAAAAAUUCGGCGAGUGAAUGUUUGGGUUGCCGGACAUUCGCUUGGUGCUGCCCUGGCUCAAGUUUUCUACGCAAGACUUGUAAAAACAAGCGACCUUGGACGUUACGCUGUCAUGAGAGAUGCAUUCGUCUUCGCGGGUCCAGCGGUGGGAGAUAACAACUUCUUUUCGGGAUUUAAUAGUUACCUUAAUAUCAGUUUUUGUGAGAAUCGAACGCUCUGGCGUGUUAUCGACGACAAUGAUAUUGUCCCUACCUUGCCUCCGAUGCCAUCCGAUCCUCGCAUUCGACAAUAUCUCGAGAAAAAUGAUGUUUUCAACUAUUUUCACAUUGGUGAUGCAGUAAAAUUCUACCAAUACGACCGAAAGCCCGAAAGUCAUAGAGACAUCUUUGGAAAAAUAAAAGAUGUUUCUCAGAUUAAUAGGAAUAUAAGAAGUUUAGUACCACGUAAAUCAGGAGGGAAGAAUGAUUAUAAUGUGAAGAUGUUUGGUCCACUCGAGUCUCUAUUGCCAAGUCCUAUUAGAAACCACAUGCCCCAUCGUUAUUUUUCAGCCAUGGAGAGGUCUAGAGAUUACUUUGAAAAACACAGCUUCUACUGGGAAUUAAUUAUGUCUGGUGUCAGCGCAUUACUUUCUCCUUUCUCCGAUGAGCUCCAGCAAGGCAUUAACAAUCACAUCCAUUGUGAACUUCAGGCAAGCUUUGUUUUAUUACUGCUGUGGAGAACUCAUCGCGUUGGAAAGAACACGCGCUCCAUGGUUUUAAACAAUAUUUUCAAUGUGCUGCAAUUGAAGUAUGAGUGUCUUGCCGACGCAAACGCUUUCAUGCAAUAUCAAUGCCAACGUGGUGGGAAGGUCGAAUUGAAAGAAAUAGAUGCACCUGAGCUGUGCUGGGAUGAUCCUAUUGAAACUUUUGAGAAAGUUCUUGCGUUAGAAAAAUGCAUCUCCGAAGAUCUCUACAAAUUAGACGCUAUAGCAGAAAAGUGUGGGGACAAGGCAACUUGCAAUUUUAUUGAAGGCGGAUUCUUAGAUAAAGAGACUUGUCAUGUUAAGACUACGGCCGACAUGCUUCGCCAAAUUAAACGCGUCCAGGGCGAAGGCUCUGGUCUGUACAACAUCGACAGAGAAUUACGAAAGAACGAGGGAAGACCCGUGUGGUCUAACAAAGCUAUGGAUAUUCAGGCGGCCUUUCUUGAUUUUAAGCUUAGGGGUUAA